Molecule: messenger RNA, 1496 nt
Organism: Sus scrofa (pig)
Lineage: Eukaryota; Metazoa; Chordata; Mammalia; Artiodactyla; Suidae
Source: RefSeq, a predicted model, not a curated record
UGCCCACGAGGCCCCCCGGAGGAGCUUCUCUCAACAGACAAUUCCUCCGUCGGCCAAGUAUGGGGGGCGGCACACGGUGACCAUGAUCCCGGGGGAUGGCAUCGGGCCGGAGCUCAUGCUGCAUGUCAAGUCUGUGUUCAGGUACGGGGUCCACGGGGGGGGGGGACCUGAGCACUCUGUGGCGAGAGGGACAGCGAGCCAGUGGUGGCAGGGCCGUGGGGCUGGGCCUUUGGUUCUGGUGCCUGCGAUCCUGCCAGGAGGGCCCGAGCACGGGGAUGUGGCACCAGGCCCGCCAAGAGCAUCGCGGCACGGGCGUGCCUCCCCGCCCGUUGGCGCAGAGCCAGGUCAGGGAGGGCAGCAGCAGAGCGGCCUCUGCACGCGGCGGUCCAGGCGGGCUUCCUGGAGGAAGGCCCGAGCCAGCUGCCCUGACCCAGCUCUGCCCCAGGCAUGCGUGUGUGCCUGUGGACUUCGAAGAGGUGCAUGUGAGCUCCAACGCCGACGAGGAGGACAUCCGGAAUGCCAUCAUGGCCAUCCGUCGGAACCGUGUGGCUCUAAAGGGCAAUAUUGAAACAAACCACAACCUGCCGCCGUCGCACAAGUCCCGGAACAACAUCCUCCGCACCAGCCUGGACCUCUAUGCCAACGUCAUCCACUGCAAGAGCCUGCCCGGCGUCGUCACGCGGCACAGGGACGUCGACAUCCUCAUCGUCCGGGAGAACACGGAGGGCGAGUACAGCAGCCUGGAGCACGAGAGCGUGGCAGGAGUGGUGGAGAGCCUCAAGAUCAUCACCAAGGCCAAGUCCCUGCGCAUCGCCGAGUACGCCUUCAAACUGGCCCAGGAGACGGGGCGCAAGAAAGUGACGGCUGUGCACAAGGCCAACAUCAUGAAGCUGGGCGAUGGGCUCUUCCUCCAGUGCUGCAAGGAGGUGGCGGCCGGUUACCCCCACAUCACCUUCGAGAACAUGAUCGUAGACAACACCACCAUGCAGCUGGUGUCCCGGCCGCAGCAGUUCGACGUCAUGGUGAUGCCCAACCUCUACGGCAACAUCGUCAACAACGUCUGCGCGGGCCUGGUGGGCGGCCCCGGGCUCGUGGCGGGGGCCAACUACGGGCACGUGUACGCCGUCUUCGAGACCGCUACGAGGAACACAGGCAAGAGCAUCGCCAACAAGAACAUUGCCAACCCCACAGCGACGCUGCUCGCAAGCUGCAUGAUGCUCGACCACCUCAAGCUCCACUCCUACGCCACGUCCAUCCGCAAGGCCGUCUUGGCGUCCAUGGACAACGAAAACAUGCACACGCCAGACAUCGGGGGCCAGGGCACGACGUCGGAAGCCAUCCAGGACAUCAUUCGCCACAUCCGCAUCAUCAACGGGCGGGCGGUGGAGGCCUAGGCCACCCUGGGGACUGUGCCGGCCACUCUGUAGAUGCCCUUUGCACCCCCAGCUCCCUAGCCAGCCCGGGGUGUGGACCCAGAAUAAACCCGCUUCUGCCCA